Messenger RNA from Salvia miltiorrhiza (redroot sage), 1404 nucleotides. RefSeq names its product ankyrin repeat-containing protein At5g02620-like. Lineage: Eukaryota; Viridiplantae; Streptophyta; Magnoliopsida; Lamiales; Lamiaceae. Gene Ontology annotation, molecular function: protein phosphatase regulator activity; protein phosphatase 1 binding. The transcript has 2 exons. Gene Ontology annotation, cellular component: plasma membrane. The record is from RefSeq and is a predicted model, not a curated record. Bases 1 to 1290 code for a protein of 429 amino acids.
AUGGAAGAAACGCCUAUGAAAUCAGAGGAGAAGAAGCUUUACGACGCCGCAGCAGAAGGGAAUGCAACAGUAUUUCAACAACUGCUCCAACAAGAUCCAUUUCUUCUCAAUAAAAUCUCAUUUUCAUGCACUCACAAAUCUCCUCUUCACAUAGCAACACUGCAAAGAAAUCUCAAUAUCGUAGAACAAAUCUUGAGCAAUAAUCCACAGCUAGCUGAGGAAUUGGACUCCCAGAAAUCGUCGCCUCUUCACAUCGCAGCAGCAAAAGGGUACGUAGAAAUCGCCUCAGCGUUGCUGUCGGAAGCCCCAAACAUGUGCUGGUCGCGUGACAGCCGCGGCAUGAACCCUAUCCACGUGGCAGCCAUGAACGGCCGUGUCGAGGUGCUAGAGAAGCUUGUUGAGGAGGAUGGGUUUGCUGCUAUGGAGAGGUUGGAUCGCGGAGAGACGGUGCUGCAUUUGUGCGUGAAGCAUCGUCAGCUUUGGGCGUUGAAGGUUUUGGUGGAGAAGUUGGGAGAGUUUGUGUGUGCAGAGGAUGAUGAUGGAGAGACAGUGUUGCAUUUGGCUGUUAGAUUCAGACAAGUUGAGAUGAUUCGAUACUUGGUGGAGAGCACCAAAAUAGACAAGAAAUCCAAGAACUCCAAAGGGCAGACGCCACUAAAACUCCUGAAGCAGAUCAUUUCCCACUCCGCAGGAUCCGACAAAACAACCACAAAAAUCAAAGAAAUCCUCAAAUCUCGAUCCACCAACCAACCCUCCCAAACCCCACCGGUGGAGUGGCUCACCAAGAAGCGCGACUCCAUAAUGGUGGUGGCGAUCCUCAUCGCCACCAUGGCCUUCCAGGCCGCCGUCAGCCCCGCCGGCGGCGUGUGGCAGGACGACACGCCGCCGCACAGGGCCGGGGAGGCCGUGAUGGCCUACAACAACCCUAAGAUAUACAAGAACUUCAUACGCUCCAACACGGUGGCGUUCGUGACGUCGCUCAGCACGAUAUUGCUGUUGAUCAGCGGUUUGCCGUUCAAGUACAGAUUCUUCAUGUGGGCCCUCAUGGCGAUAAUGUGGGUGUCGGUGACGGCCGUCGGCGUCACCUAUGGAGCUUCGAUCAUGGUGGUGACUCCGAGGUUUGAUAGGAAGUCGCUCAGCCAGGUUAUCAGGACUGGGAUCAGUGUUUGGAGCGGCGUGAUGGUGGUUUUGCUCGUCGGGAAUAUUCUCAGGCUGCUGAUCCGGUGGCUGAGGCGCGUCGGAGUGGGAUUGUGGGCGUCGGAGACGUGUUUCGUGAAAUCUCGAGUUUAGGAAAGAGACAGUUAAAUAUAUAAUUGUUCUUGUCUUUGGGAUGUAUUUGUUGGAAAUAAAGGAAAUGUGGUGGGAAAAUUUAUUUGAUGUUGGAGGAAUUAAUUUGCGUGUAAA